Castor canadensis (American beaver) is the source of this 969-nucleotide messenger RNA. RefSeq names its product olfactory receptor 13C8-like. Gene Ontology annotation, molecular function: G protein-coupled receptor activity; olfactory receptor activity. NCBI's taxonomy places the organism in Eukaryota, Metazoa, Chordata, Mammalia, Rodentia, Castoridae. Gene Ontology annotation, cellular component: membrane. Gene Ontology annotation, biological process: G protein-coupled receptor signaling pathway. The record is from RefSeq and is a predicted model, not a curated record.
AUGGAAAGAGUCAAUAAUUCCAUGUUGACAGAAUUUGUCCUGGUGGGGCUUUCUGCCUACCCAAAGCUACAGACAGUUUUCUUCGUGCUAGUUUUGUGGAUGUACCUCAUAAUCCUGCUUGGAAAUGGAGUCCUCAUCUCAGCAAUCAUCUAUGAUUUUCACCUGCACACCCCCAUGUAUUUCUUCCUCUGUAAUCUGUCCUUCCUGGACAUUUGUUAUACAAGCUCCUCUGUCCCACUAAUUCUUAACAAUUUUCUAACAGUAAGGAAAAAAGUUUCCUUCCCUGUGUGUAUGGUACAAAUGUUCCUCUCCUUUGCCAUGGGGGCCACAGAGUGUGUGCUUCUAGGCAUGAUGGCUCUUGACCGCUAUGUGGCCAUCUGCUACCCACUGAGAUACCCUGUUGUCAUGGCAAAAGGUGCCUAUGUUCCCAUGGCAGCUGUUUCCUGGGUGAUUGGGCUUGUUGACUCAGUGGUACAGACAUCUCUUGCAAUGCAGUUACCAUUCUGUACUAAUAAUGUCAUUCACCAUUUUGUCUGUGAAAUUCUGGCUAUUCUGAAACUGGCCUGUGCUGAUAUUUCAAUCAAUGUGACCAGCAUGGCAGGGUCAAAUCUUAUUGUUCUAGUCAUUCCAUUACUAGUAAUUUCCAUAUCUUAUAUUUUUAUUGUUGUCACUAUUCUGAGGAUUCCUUCCACUGAAGGAAAACGUAAAGCCUUCUCCACCUGCUCGGCCCACCUGACAGUGGUGGUCAUAUUCUAUGGAACCAUCUUCUUCAUGUAUACCAAGCCCAAGUCUAAAACCACUGCUGGAGGAGAUAGUCAAGACAUCAUUGAUGCCUUCAUCUCCCUUUUCUAUGGAGUCAUGACCCCCAUGCUCAAUCCUGUCAUCUACAGCCUGAGGAAUAAGGAUGUUAAGAUUGCUGUUAAGAGCAUGCUUGGUAGGAAAAAUUUUAACUUUCCUGAUGAAAGAUGA